UUUCCUAUCAAUACAACAGGCCACAGAAGGGAAGAGAAUACAAGGAUGUUUGGAGGAAAAGGUUCCAGCAGUGUCUCGUCAAAGAGUGGUGAGCAAAAUGCAAAGGCUGGUGGUGGCAGAAAGUUGUCUGCGCUCAUUGUUGACGAUGACCGUGUGCUUAGAAGGAUUCACAAGGUGCUCCUUAGCAAACAUGGAUUCAGCAUUGUCCAUGUGGUUGAGAAUGGAAAGGAAGCUGUUGACCUGUACAGUGCAGGGGCUGCUCAGUUUGACGUCGUUUUUAUGGACAUGGACAUGCCUGUAAUGAAUGGGCUCGAGGCAACUAGAAGGCUGCGAGGCAUGGGCGUGGAUACCAUGAUUGUGGGAAUCACUUCGCGCGCUUUAGACGCUGAAACACAAGCCUUCAUGGGAGCAGGUCUCAAUUCUUGCUAUGUCAAGCCAUUAACUACCGAAAUGAUCUUGCCCGUCAUCCAUCAACUCCAAAGCAACUAUGCAUUUGCCUAAUGAAGUUUUAAAUAAAUAAAAGUCAUGAUGGCUUUAUCACCAAGCUUUUAUUUUAUUUUCUAUGCUUCUUAUUGUGUUUCUUGUUUUGGGCAACCAAAAUAUAUGACAAUUAAUAUAUUUUUCAAGGUAUGCGAGGAUGCGCUUCUCCAA
Messenger RNA from Malania oleifera, 651 nucleotides. RefSeq names its product two-component response regulator 24-like. The coding region runs from base 46 to 501 and encodes 151 amino acids. NCBI's taxonomy places the organism in Eukaryota, Viridiplantae, Streptophyta, Magnoliopsida, Santalales, Ximeniaceae. The record is from RefSeq and is a predicted model, not a curated record. The transcript is spliced from 3 exons. Gene Ontology annotation, biological process: phosphorelay signal transduction system.